UGUGAAACUCUAAAAGUGUGUCGGUUUUUUGAAUAAUUGCGGUGAAAAAAAUUGAAAUUUAUUGUCAGAAUAAGAGAUAUUUCAAAAUGAAAGGUUCUCUUUUGGCUCUAGCAGUCUUAGCUGCUAUAGCUAUACCCUCAUUGGCGGUUGAUGAGGAAUGUAUACAACGUAAAUUGCAAGGUCUACGAAUGCAUUGGCCAAAUCCAAAAUCUUGUACAAGUUUCUAUCGUUGCACUAAUAAAAAUAUUGUACGAGAAUUACGCUGUCCAGAAGGCAAAGAAUAUAAUCCCAAGACAGGAAGAUGCGCUCCGCUUGGGAGAAAUUUGUGCAAAUUAAGUUUAAAGGCUCCCUUGGAAGAGCCCAACACUAAUCCGUGCGCUGACCAAAUAUCUGGUACUUAUGUAGCUGAUCCGAAAAGUUGCCGCAGUUUUAGCAUUUGCAAUAAAAAUUUGGCCUAUCCUCAGUCCUGUAAUGCUGGAAGUUAUUUCAGUAUAUCUGUAGGAGCAUGUGUGCCUGAUACAAAUACCGAAUGCUGGGAAAAUCUUUGUGUCAAUAAAGCGAAUUCUAUUUUCUUGCCAAACGCAGAUAACUGCAAGGGAUACUACGUUUGCUCCGACAAAACUGCUAUACCUCAAGAUUGUCCCGUUGGCAGUUAUUUCGAUACCGAAAACUUAAACUGUAUACCCGGUACCUGCCCAUCUGAUGAAACUGCAACUACGAUGGAGCCUUCGGAUGGAACCACAGAAACGCCAACAGAUACCACUUCAGAUGGCGAAACAACUAUGCCAACAGAUACAACAUCAGAUGGAGAAACAACUAUGCCAACAGAUACAACAUCAGAUGGAGAAACAACUAUGCCAACAGAUACAACAUCAGAUGGAGAAACAACUAUGCCAACAGAUACAACAUCAGAUGGAGAAACAACUACUACACCAUGUACACCGACUACAACAACUUGUACUACAACCACAACUUGUACCACUACCACGACUUGUACCACUACCACGACUUGUACCACUACCACGACUUGUACCACUACCACGACUUGUACCACUACCACGACUUGUACCACUACCACGACUUGUACCACUACCACGACUUGUACCACUACCACGACUUGUACCACUACCACGACUUGUACCACUACCACGACUUGUACCACUACCACGACUUGUACAACGACCACAAAAUCCUCAUCAACAACUACAACUUGCACAACCAUCGCAGAAACCACAACCACCUGUACGGAGGAGACAACAACCACUUGUACCCCCGAAGAAACUACAACGACGUGUACCGAAGAGACUACAACCACAUGUACUCCCGAGGAGACCACAACUACGUGUGCCGGAGAGACUACAACCACAUGUACCCCCGAGGAGACCACAACUACGUGUACGGAAGAUACCACAACCGAAGAAUCAACAACACCAUGUAAAACUACUACGACAUGUGCAACCACGAAAAAAACUACCACAUGUACAACAACGAAAAAAACAACCACAUGUACAACAACGACAUGUUCUACUUCCACUACCACACCCUGUACUACUACUGAGGAGACCACAACCACUUGUACUGAAGAGACUACAACAACGUGCACGCCGGAAGUAACCACAACCACUUGUACUGCAGAGACAACAACCACAUGCACACCAGAGGAAACUACAACUAUGUGUACAGGAGAAACCACAACAGAGGAAUCAACAACACCAUGCACAACUACAACAACAUGUACAACUACAACGACGUGUAAACCCAUCGCAACUACUCCUUGCACAACUACAGUAGAUACCACAACAACAUGUACCCCAGAAGAAACUACAACUACCUGUACGGAAGAGACAACAACUACUUGUACAGAAGAAACCAUCACCCCAGAGGAAACGCCGUGCAUUACUACAACCACAUGCACUACCACUACAACAUGUACUACCACCACGACAUGCACUACUACUACCAGGUGUACAACUACCACAUGUGUCAAUGAAACGAGUAAUUGUGAUCAAAAUAGAUGCCAAACGGAAGGAGACUUAAAACCAUUCCCAGCCUUAAACAACAACAAAGGUUUUUGUGUCUGCGACAAAGGAGAAGUGGAAUACCGCAGUUGUCCCGACGAUACAGUUUUCGAUUCAGUGUUAGGAGUUUGCAAAUAUGGAACCGCAGCAAUGCAUGAAAUACCUUGUCCCAAUGGCUACAAAGAGGGAGAUUUCAUUCCUCACCCAAUGAGCCGCCAACUCUUCUUUAUUUGCUUUAAUGGAGAACUGGUCGAGGCCAAAUGUGGAGCUGGUAACUACUAUGACAAGGACAGCCAAAGUUGCUUACCUGAAAAAAUUGAAAGACAACACAUUGAAAAAAUUAAAGUUGAAGAAGAAGUUGAAGUUGAAGAAGAAAUUGAAGACACCAAAUCGCGUCGUAAACGCAGUGUGGUUCAUCCCAGAUCCCUAGAUGCUGAUUGUUGUCCCGGUGGUUAUAAGAACGGAGAUGCCAUUCCCCAUCCCAAUGAUUGCACCAGAAUGUUGGUUUGCUGCAGUGGAGAAUUUAAGGAACAAUCUUGCAAUGCCGGCGAUUAUUUCAAUCCGAUUUCCAAACAAUGUGAGCAGGAUGUAAAUAAAUCUUGCCGAACUCCAUGGGGCCCCUGUGAAGCUGGCGAUCAAAUCCAAAAUCCUGCAAAUUGCUCUUCCUACUAUGUGUGUUGUAGUGGCUCUUUUAGGGAAGAGUUCUGUCUUAAAGGGGAGUAUUACAGUCCUGUAAGUAACCAAUGUGAACCUGAUACAAAUAACAUCUGUUGGCCCAAAUGUUCUGAGGGUGAACCCGAAGACAAAUGCACUGAGGGCGAAAACGAACCCGCCGAAGACUGUGACAAAUACUACACCUGUUCCAAUGGGGAGUUGGUGCUGAGCGAAUGCGGCAUAAACAAUUAUUUUGAUGCUAUCAAAGGCGAGUGUCUCCCAGAUACCAAGCAUGUUUGCUGGAUUAAUUUGUGCGCCAAUGAGAGCACGGGCACUCUAUUGCCUAAUCCCUUGGAAUGUGAUGCCUUCUAUUCCUGCAAAAAUGGCCAAUCGACAAUAUGGCAAUGUCCCGAAGGGGAAUACUUUGAUGCCACCGAACUUGCCUGCCUUCCCGAUUUACAAGCUGUAUGCUAUAAUCCUUGUGCCAGCGAGCAGCAAAUCACCGUACUACCGCAUCCAAGUUGCAACAAGUUCUACUGGUGCAAUGGCAACCAGACAUUGGUGGGCACCUGUAACCAAGGUGGCUUCGAUGAAAGCAUAUUAGCUUGCAAUCCCGAAAUAUCUUGUUCCACCAACCUGUGCGAAGGAAAGCCCAAUUACUAUCCCUUCCCGGAUCCGGAGAGCACCUACAAUGUUUAUAUUUGCAUAAACGGAGUUCCAGUAUUGUUCACAUGUCCCAAUGGUACUCAGUUCGAUGGCACGGUGUGUGCUCAUGCUUCAGAUCCCGAUUGUGAUGCCGAACUUUGUGAUACACUUUCACCAUACGAAGCCUUCCCAACUUUAAAUGUCACAGACACCAAUGCCUUCUGCAUGUGUGUCAAUGGUUACGCCAACAGAUAUGAGUGUCCUGCCGAAUAUAUCUUUAGUGCCGAAUACGGCAGAUGUGUGUCGAAUGAGCCUUGCGAUCCCAUGAUUUGCAAAACAAGCCCUGAUUUCUUUGUGUUUGCCAAUAACAACGACACCAACAGCUUCUGUUUGUGUCUGAACAAUGAAGCGAUAGUUGUUGAAUGCCCCAGCGGCAGUUAUAAUCCCUACACCUCAUCCUGUACUGAUGUAGAAAUAUCGAAACAAUGUGAUCAACUUGUAUGCCGCAAUACAAGCGAUGAUUAUAUCUAUUCUGCCGAUAACUCCUCUCUCAAUGGAUUCUGUAGAUGUGUAUCUCAAGUGGGCGUAUUUGAGGAUUGUCCCGCAAAUUCCCAAUUCGAUCCAACAAUGAAUCUGUGCAAAAUGUUCAGCAUUAAUUGCGAUUCCUCGCAAUGUCCGAGUGGCACAGAUAUUGUAAAAAUUCCUGCCCUCACCACCGAGCAAGGCUAUUGUGAAUGUGUUAACGGCAGUGCCACAUAUUACAAUUGUGAAAACUAUGGUGAUUUUAACGCUAUCACCAGUGAAUGUGAUCCACCCGUUUGUAAUCCUACAGAGUGCGUGGGAGCUCCAGAUGGCAAGGCAUUCCCAGCUUACGGCAUUCCAACAGGUUUUUGUCUAUGCGAAAGCGGGAAAGUUCAAUAUUACGACUGUCCUGGAGGAGGCGUUUUCAGCAAUGUAACCGGAGCUUGUAAGGUGCCUUUGCAAAACUGCAACAGUAACAUGUGCAUUGGCAUAGCGAAUGGUGACAAAGUGGCCGCCCUGUAUACGCAGUACGGUUAUUGCUUAUGCAAUGGCAACUUAGCUACCUAUGAGGACUGUCCUAAUCAGUGGAUUUUCAAUGCGGAUACACAAAGUUGUAGUCCUAAACAAGUUCCCAUUGAGAAUGUAUGCGACGUGAGUUACUGCAAUGACCCUGAGGCCACCGUGGGCGAAAGAUUCCCCUCAUAUAACAAUGUCUAUGGCUACUGUAUGUGCACAGAUUCCGGCACCACUUUUGUGAACUGCGGCGCAGGCGAGAUUUUGGAUCUUUCCACAAUGGCAUGUGGUCCUUCGGCCGCUAGUCAAUGUGACUUGGCCCUGUGUGCCAAUGCUACAGCGGACAAUACCUAUACCACACCGGCCAAGAGCAACAAUACCCUAUUCUGUUUCUGUGCCGGUCCCGACAAUGUCAUGCUGCUCAGCUGUCCCGAUGGCAAAUACUAUAGCCAAGAACAGCAGUUGUGUGUCAGCAGCAUACAAGAGGGAUGCUCUUGUCCCAAUGGUCUUCAGAACGGAGACAAAGCUCCAGACACUAGCGAUUGCACUCAAUACUAUGUAUGCAAUAGUGGCUCCAUGCGCCUUCAAUGUUGUCCCACUGGCCAAUACUUUAAUAUAGAUGCCAAUUUCUGCUCUGUCGAUAAUGGAACAUGCAAUCCAAAUACAAAUGCCCGCACCUGCGUGGGUGCAUACCGUGAGGGCGAACGCAUAAUCCACCCAUAUAAUCAGCGAAUGUAUUAUGUGUGCGAAAAUAAGAUGUUGCACGAACAUGAUUGCGGUCUGGGUCGCAUUUUCAAUCAAUUCAUCAACCAAUGCAUGAGGGCCCCACGCAUUCACAAUCAUUUAAUGAGCAAACGAUCUGUCGAUGUCGAUGAAUUCUUUUGUAUCAAUGGAGAAAAGCGCUCGGUUCCCUCCAACUGUUCCCAGUACGAAAUGUGUGUAAAUCAAAACUGGAAACGUCAAACAUGUACGAAUUUACAAUACUACAAUCCAGAGCAAAAGAAAUGUCUAGAACCUCGAGAUGAUACAAUCUGUGAAUAUGCCAGGGUAAAAAAUCUGCCAGAGUGUACCAGUAAAAUGGAACAACGCUUACAUCCGGGACAUAUGUGUCAACAAUAUUUUCGUUGUCAAAAAGGCAAAUGGCGUUUGAAGACCUGUGGCAAAGCUCAGUAUUUUGAUACAUUUUUGGAGGCUUGUCUUCCCCAUGGCCAAGGAAAUAAAUUCAAAUGUCCUAACAUAUCUCAGUCUUUGAUUUUCAAAACUCAGCAAAGCCAAUGUGCCCAUUUGUCGAUGAGGCCAUAUGAGGAAAAUUGUGCCAUGUAUCUAAUGUGCCUGGAGGAUCAAUGGUGGUAUCAAUAUUGUCCAUUGGGCAUGUACUUUAAUAGAUCUCUUAAUUACUGUAUGCCCGAUUCUGAUAACAAAUGUCCCAAGGCGAUCAAAUCUAACAACGUCACAGCUGCAGUAGAAGAUUUUGUUAAGGAGAAAUGCAACCACGAAGGGGUCCUCCGUCCCUCAGCUUUGGCCUGCAAUCGUUACUACAUUUGCAUAGGGGGACAAUGGCUACAACAGCAAUGUGCCUCCCAAGAGUUCUAUGAUGUGCAACACAGUAAAUGUGCGCCAGAUGUAAAUGGUUUAUGUGCUCAACUUCAAAUGGACUGUAUGCCACAUGAGAAACGCCCGUUUCCUUUGAACUGUUCAGCCUACGAGGAAUGUUCAAGCAAUGGUCAAUGGCAGAGAAUGGAUUGUGCAGCAACAGAGUUCUUUGAUGAACUAUUACAGCGCUGUGUACUCAACGAAGAGGGGUUGUGUUCAUCCCGUGGUCUGACCCGAGUGUGUAAUGAGCGUGAGACCAGACGUGUAACCAUGAAUUGUAGCCAGUUUUACUAUUGCGACAAAGACAAUUGGGUUUUGGGAAAUUGUUUGAAGGGCCACAUGUAUUUGCCGGAGAAACAAACCUGUAUUCCCCACAGCGUGAGCGAUACGUGUUCACCAUUCCAUGACCUGGAGAUGCAUCUGCAAACCCCUUUAUCCGAGGCAAAUGCAACGAACAUAUGUGAGAAUCAAGAAGAGGGCGCUUCUGUGCCCCAUCCCUCAGAUUGCACACGAUAUUUCAUAUGCGUUUCGCCUUCAAGACCAUAUGAGAUGCAAUGCUCUGUAGGCAGUUUCUUUGACAGCUCCUCAAGUUAUUGUCGUCCCAAUGAUGGCUCCUGUCGUCUACAGUUGACGGGCGCCUGCGAAAAUGCCACCGAUGGUUCCUUUGUGGCCCAUCCCUCAGAUUGCCAAUCCUACUACUCAUGUUCCACUCUAACGGGAACGGAAUUGAAGCAUUGCCCCGAAGACCAAUAUUAUCAUAAUUUCACGCGUCAGUGCCGCGUAGAUCAUGGCGAAUGCAAAGGAGCCAACGGCAGUAAUGCCAAAUGUGCAAAUGCUACUCAUGGUACACGGCUGCCACAUGAACGUUAUUGCAACAUUUACUACGCCUGCGUAAAGGGCUUACCCAUACCCGUGGAAUGCCCCGACCAUUAUCAAUUCAAUGCCCUGCUGGGCAAAUGUCUGUAUGAUGACGAGAAUCAAUGUCAGGAUGGUCAAUUGGUGGAUAGCAACCAAACCACUUACAGUUGUGGUAAUUUAUCCGAUGGAUCCUAUUUGCCCGAUCGCAAGGACUGUACCCGCUAUUACAUAUGCUCCGAGGGUAAGGCCCAACCUAAGAAAUGUGCUGGCAGCACGUUUUUCGAUGCAGAGCAGCUGCUGUGUGUGCCUGACGAUGGCUCCUGCCCCUUUGUUGAUGAUGAUGAGCCCAACCAACAUCCGGUGCCCCCUGACCCCAUAGUGUGUGAGGGAAAGCAUGGCUAUUUGAUGCCAGAUCCCUUGAACUGUAAUAAUUUCUAUGUCUGCCUUAACAGCAAACUCAGACAUGAGCGUUGCUAUCCCCAGCAUUUCUUUAACGCCUCAAGCAAUCAAUGUCACCCCAAGAUGGAGCAAAAUGAGGAAGACAUUGAACUUAGUGCAGAAAUAGAAACGAAAAUCAGAAAAGACCAAUGUUGGGAUAACAUCACUUCAGUAGAACAAAUGUGCUUGGAAUAUCCACCUGGUUCAACUCUGGCUGAGCUGGGAGAUUGCCGAUUUUUUAUCACCUGUCAGCAGGAUGAUGUGCCCAUUGCCCAAAAAUGUCGCAAUGGUGAAAGUUACGAUAGUCUACUUGGUUUUUGCAGACAAAAUGAUGGCACCUGCCUGUUGGAAAAUGGCAAAAGGGUUGGAGAAUGCAAUGACCGCCAUGGCCAAUUGGCCAGAGAUGCCAAUCAUUGUCGGCAGUAUUUCACCUGCAUAAAUGGUCAGAAAAUUCCUCAGACUUGUCAGGAGCACGAAUAUUUCAGUAAAUCUCAAAAUAUGUGCCUUAAUGAUACCCUGAAGAUAUGCAAUCCCGAGCAGGAAGAAAUCGAAGAAAUUGGUCAGCAAAGUUGUGUGGGCCUAAGUGAAUCUGUCUUAUAUCCCUACAUUUACGACAAUUGCCGUUCAUAUUUCCAAUGUGUAAAAGGUGUGGCUAAAAUCCAUCAAUGCGCCGAUGAUUUAUACUUCGACCCCGUGGCCAUAAAAUGUGUUAAGGAACCCACAGAAUGUGUGAUGCCCCAAAAGAAUGUGCAAAGGACGCAGGAAUUUAAGCGACAUACCUACGAGGAGUUAUGCCUGGGAAAGGAGAAUGAUAAAAUGUAUGCCAAUGUGGAGAAUAAAUGUCGCUCUUAUUACAUAUGUCGCGAAUCUGGAGAAGUUGUUCACGAAUUGUGUCCUUUGGGUAUGGCCUAUGAUAAGAAGCAAAAUCAAUGUGUACCACAAAAUAAAGCGAUUUGUUUAUAAAACAUUUUUUUUUGUUAUAAAAGACUUCCCAAAAUCCAAUGAAAUUCGUUUGGUUACAACUACAAGAAACAUGAA
This is a messenger RNA of Stomoxys calcitrans (stable fly), 8279 nucleotides long. RefSeq names its product zonadhesin. The transcript is spliced from 15 exons. Gene Ontology annotation, cellular component: extracellular region. Bases 87 to 8204 code for a protein of 2705 amino acids. NCBI's taxonomy places the organism in Eukaryota, Metazoa, Arthropoda, Insecta, Diptera, Muscidae. Gene Ontology annotation, molecular function: chitin binding. The record is from RefSeq and is a predicted model, not a curated record.